CGAGGGCAGGCGGGAAGGGCCCGAGACUGCAUCAUUCCGCACCGGCUGCUGCAGGGCCAGAGGGAGCAGGUGGAGCGAGCGAGCGAGCUUGGAGCCGGAGCGCGCUAGACCCAGGGGGAGACUGCAGUGACGCUGCCGGGAGACAUGGCGGCCCCGCGCCUCUGAAUAACGGGAUCCGGAGCCCCUCGCCUUCCCCGGCCGCCGCAGCCCAGGCCAUGCGGCACCGCUGCUGACCGCACGCAGGGGCUGGCCCAGAGGACACAUGCCGCAGCAGCUGCCGCCUCGCCCCUGAGCCUCUCGCCUACAUUCUCCAUGUUGCAUUUCUCGUCAAUUUCUCGGGCAGUGUAGCUGCCUCGGCCAGCAGAGCCGUCAGGGUAUUGCUUUGCUCAUUCAUCCAGGCACACUUUUUCUUUUCCAUUUUUGCUUCCCCUCCCCAUUUGCUUCUCCCGUUCCCCGCCUGUUUUGCACCCAUCUCCCCGACCCGGUCACCCCCACCUGCCUCCAUCCACCGGGGCUAUGGCCGCAGAAGAGGUAUUGCAGACGGUGGACCAUUAUAAGACCGAGAUAGAGAGGCUGACCAAGGAGCUCACAGAGACGACCCACGAGAAGAUCCAGGCUGCUGAGUACGGGCUGGUGGUACUGGAAGAGAAGCUGACCCUCAAACAGCAGUAUGACGAGCUGGAGGCUGAGUACGACAGCCUCAAACAGGAGCUGGAGCAGCUGAAGGAGGCAUUUGGGCAGUCCUUCUCCAUCCAUCGUAAAGUCGCUGAGGAUGGAGAGACUCGGGAGGAAACGCUUCUGCAGGAGUCUGCAUCGAAGGAAGCUUACUAUCUGGGCAAGAUCUUGGAGAUGCAGAAUGAACUGAAACAGAGCCGGGCUGUGGUCACUAAUGUCCAAGCAGAAAAUGAGAGGCUCACGGCCGUUGUGCAGGAUCUGAAGGAGAACAAUGAGAUGGUGGAGCUACAGAGAAUACGGAUGAAGGAUGAAAUUCGAGAAUAUAAGUUCCGGGAGGCCCGGCUCCUUCAGGACUACACUGAACUAGAAGAAGAGAAUAUCACUUUGCAGAAACUAGUGUCCACGUUAAAGCAGAACCAGGUUGAGUACGAAGGCCUAAAGCAUGAGAUCAAGCGGUUUGAGGAGGAGACGGUGCUGCUCAACAGCCAGCUGGAGGACGCCAUCCGGCUGAAGGAGAUCGCCGAGCACCAGCUGGAGGAGGCGCUGGAGACGCUGAAAAACGAAAGGGAGCAGAAGAACAGCCUGCGCAAGGAGCUCUCCCAGUACAUCACCCUCGGCGACAACCACAUCAGCAUCUCAGUCGACGGCCUCAAGUUCGCGGAGGACGGGGGCGAGCCCAACAACGACGACAAGAUGAACGGGCACCUCCACGGGCCGCUGGUGAAACUGAACGGAGACUACCGGGCGCCCACCCUGAGGAAAGGGGAGUCCCUGCACCCGGUCUCGGACCUAUUCAGUGAGCUGAACAUUUCAGAGAUUCAGAAGCUGAAGCAGCAGCUUAUGCAGGUAGAGCGUGAAAAGGCCAUUCUUCUGGCCAAUCUCCAGGAGUCACAGACACAGCUGGAACACACCAAGGGGGCGCUGACGGAGCAGCAUGAGCGGGUGCACCGGCUCACAGAGCACGUCAACGCCAUGAGGGGCUUGCAGAGCAGCAAGGAGCUCAAGUCUGAGCUGGAUGGGGAGAAGGGCCGGGACUCAGGGGAGGAGGCCCAUGACUAUGAGGUGGACAUCAACGGCUUAGAGAUCCUCGAAUGCAAAUACAGAGUGGCAGUAACCGAGGUGAUUGACUUGAAAGCAGAAAUCAAGGCCUUAAAGGAGAAAUAUAAUAAAUCUAUAGAAAACUAUACAGAAGAAAAGGCCAAGUAUGAGAGUAAGAUCCAAAUGUAUGAUGAGCAGGUGACAAGCCUUGAGAAGAACACCAAGGAGAGUGGCGAGAAGAUGGCCCACAUGGAGAAGGAGUUGCAAAAGAUGACCAGCAUAGCCAACGAAAAUCACAAUACCCUUAAUACAGCGCAGGAUGAGCUAGUGACGUUUAGUGAGGAGCUAGCCCAGCUUUACCACCAUGUCUGUCUGUGUAAUAAUGAAACUCCCAACAGGGUCAUGCUGGACUACUAUAGGCAAAGCAGAGUUACCCGCAGUGGCAGCCUGAAAGGGCCUGAUGAUCCCAGAGGACUUUUGUCUCCACGAUUGGCCAGACGGGGUGUGUCAUCCCCAGUAGAAACAAGGACCUCAUCUGAACCCGUUUCAAAAGAAAACACAGAGGCCAGCAAAGAACCAAGUCCAACUAAGACCCCAACCAUCUCUCCUGUUAUUACUGCCCCACCAUCAUCUCCGGUAUUGGAUACAAGUGAUAUCCGCAAAGAGCCAAUGAACAUCUACAACCUUAACGCCAUAAUCCGGGACCAAAUCAAGCAUCUGCAGAAAGCAGUGGACCGGUCCUUGCAACUGUCUCGUCAGAGAGCAGCGGCUCGGGAGUUGGCCCCCAUGAUUGAUAAGGACAAGGAAGCCUUAAUGGAAGAGAUCCUCAAGCUCAAGUCCCUGCUGAGCACCAAACGGGAACAGAUUGCCACGCUGAGGGCAGUGUUGAAAGCCAACAAACAGACAGCUGAGGUGGCCCUAGCUAAUCUGAAGAACAAAUAUGAGAAUGAAAAAGCAAUGGUGACAGAAACGAUGACGAAACUGAGGAAUGAACUGAAGGCUUUGAAAGAAGAUGCAGCCACUUUCUCAUCCCUGAGAGCAAUGUUUGCAACAAGAUGUGAUGAAUAUGUCACACAGUUGGAUGAGAUGCAGAGACAGUUAGCAGCCGCAGAGGAUGAGAAGAAGACUCUAAACACUUUGUUACGAAUGGCUAUCCAGCAAAAACUCGCCCUGACCCAGCGGCUGGAGGACUUAGAGUUUGACCAUGAGCAGUCCCGUCGCAGCAAAGGCAAACUUGGAAAGAGCAAGAUCGGCAGCCCUAAAGUAAGUGGGGAGGCAUCAGUCACCGUGCCCACCAUAGACACUUACCUCCUGCAUAGUCAGGGCCCACAGACACCCACCAUUCGGGUCAGCAGUGGCACUCAGAGGAAAAGACAAUUUUCACCUUCCCUUUGUGAUCAGAGCCGUCCCAGGACUUCAGGGGCUUCCUACCUACAGAAUUUAUUAAGAGUUCCCCCUGAUCCCACCUCCACAGAAUCAUUUCUUCUGAAGGGCCCCCCUUCCAUGAGUGAAUUCAUCCAAGGGCACCGGCUCAGCAAGGAAAAAAGGUUAACCGUGGCUCCACCAGAUUGUCAGCAGCCUGCUGCCUCCGUACCGCCACAGUGCUCACAACUAGCCGGGAGGCAAGACUGCCCAACUGUCAGUCCUGACGUAGCUCUCCCUGAGGAGCAGCCACAUUCCAGCUCGCCCUGCGCCCCUCUCCACUGUCUCUCCAAGCCUCCUUACCCCUAGUCUCCAGCUCCUGUGGACGAACAUCUGGGCUGAAGGUUCUGUAGCCACUCGCAGGAUACUGCCCAAGCCCCGGCGGGGAUGUUCUUCCCGGUGGUUCGCUGUACAAUUGGAUUAAUGUUCAUCGUUUUGGAAGAGAGAAAAUUGAGAAGAUUGACAAAAAGCACAGACCCCGUGUGAUCAAACGUUUUAUGGUUCCUCUGAGUCACUGUUAAACUUCUCCAAUCCAAUGGCUACAGUUCAGUUAAAUUUCAAAAAUAAAAAGAAACAUGAAAUAUGCAUCUCAGAUGGCUGGCUUACCUCUAUAGCAUAAGAGAGACCUAAGACGAUGUAAAAUACGUAUAUUGUAAAAUCAUCUUUCCUCAUGCUCCAAAUUCAGCUAUAGAAGUUGAUUCUGAUAUUUUCGGUCAUUGAUAUUUAUUUUGUUACUUUAUUUGCUACAUGAUUUAUGUCUGUAAUAAAUAAUUUCUGUGAGAAGUGAAUUUAAUGCACUUAUUUUCAAAGAAGCAUAAUUUGCUCAGUUACAUAUGAGUUUUAAUUGAGUUUGAAAUCUGGAAUUGGCCAGAUUGUGAUCGUUUUUCUUGCACAAAAUGAUAAAUGUGGUGCAUCAGAAUGUUAACAAUAACUGUAUUUUGCUGCUACACUGAUUAUUUAUGCACUUAUUUUCUAAUCAGUAGCUCAUUAACUGCUGUUUUUUUUUUUAACUAUAUUUCUUCACUGGACAUUAUUAAGUAAAUCUAAGAAAGAGACUAAAUUUUGUUUCAUUGACUUAUUCAAAUUUUGAUGGCAUCUUCAAUUUUUUAAAAUUGCAGUUGAGUAGAUGUACUGGUGCUGCUUCUUUGUACGUGUGUACGUGUGUGAUGACAUUAUAGAAGGCUAAACAACCUGAAAGGAAAAAAAUGAUGUGUUUGUUUAAUGACCAGAACUUUUUUUUUUUAAACUUCUUCCAAAUUCAGGGUCCUACUAUGGGUCUUUCCUGCUAAAAGGUAUCAAGAACAAAGGAGAAAAUAUAUACAUACAUAGAUGUAAGGUAGCUUUGGCUAGUUAAUUUACCAGAAAGUGUUCAGAUUUUGAUUAAAAUUGUAUGUUUUGUUGUUAGGUUUUUUCAUAAUGAAUCUUCCUUGCCAAAAAACAAAUAGAUAAUAAACCUUAGCUCAUUGUCUACUUUUGACAAACACUCAGGUGCCUACAAUCAUUAUAUUAUAUUGAGAUAAGACAUGUUCCUAGUUCAUUUACAGAUUCUGCUAGGUAACUUUUAUGACCUGAUUUAAGGCAGUGGAUUUUCAUAGCAAAAUUUAUUUUGCACAUAAUCUGACAAACAAGGAAACAGCUAAUUGAGCUGAAAGGUCUAACACUAGGGCUCCUUAACUCUCAAGUGCUGCCCACACAACUGCUCCUAGCCCUGAUUCCUUGUCUUUGUCAGGUAGCCUUAACUAAUUUACAACCAUAAGGGUUUCACCUUUUCAUGUAACUUCUCUUCAGAACGGACACAGUCCGGCUGUUAACGUGAAGGACAGAUAACGGUGCAGGACACUAGCAGUGGAGGUUUAGGAGCUUAUCGAGUGGAAGUGGGUGGUACAUUCAUAGAGGGGUCCAUCCAAGGCCCACCUGUCAGUCAUUAAGCACAUUGCAGGAGCCUCUGUCAGUCAUUUGCCUGAUAAGUGGUGGUCAUUAUUACCAAAGCAACCAGGAGGUUUUGUGUUCCUUCUCUAAGUGCUAUUUUCAACAGUCAUUUCUUAUGCAACUUGGGGUAAAUAGUCGAAAUCUUCACCAAAAGAGAGAUUCAGGUUCAAGUACAGAAACAAACAAAACAGAUCUUCAUGAAAGCCCUAGUCACAGUAACCUAACAUGCUCCAUCCUACCAGUGUUCCCUUGCUGUUUCAUCUGCCUGCUACCAGGAUUAGUGAGACAGUGUGGAUUUUAUUAGAGUGAUUCAAGAAUGCUUGCCCCACCUCCACACACACUUUUCCUUUUUCAAGCAUCAUGUGUUUGGACCUGAAAAGUGGCAUAGCUGCUAAGUUGACUUUGUUCAAGAGAAAACAUGCCUUUUUUAACGAGUACCUCAGAACAACGUCUUUCUGUUUGUCUCAUGGAUUUUGUCUGGUGAGAUGGGAACUCAGCAGUCGAUCUUGGUUCUGUGAAACCACACAACUGUCCUGUUACCAGGGCUGCAUUCAUUUUUAUUCCCUUAUUCUAGAUUUAGGUCCCAGGGAAAAGUGAGUCAUAUACAGAACAUUUAUUUCUUCAAAUAUGAAACCUAUCAUAAACUAGUUUUAUUUCAGUUCUUUAUCCAAAUAGAGUGGAAAAUGCUUGUUUUGAAGUCUUAACUACAAAAUACUAAUUUUAGUGCAACUUUGUCAAGAAGAUUUGGAAACUUGGAAAUAAAUUUCUCACUUUCAGCACAAAAUUAAGUGGCAGUAAGAGAGAAUACCAUGUAUUUACAAUGUGGCAUUAUUUGGUAUAGUUUAAAUUGAGCCAUAUUUAUAUUUAUUUAUAGGCAUUUUAAAUGAAUAAAUAUGUGUAGUGUUGGUAAGAAUCAAUACUUGUAAAGAUAAUACAAGGAUCCAAAAGGAAACCGAAAAAGUGAAGAACUAGUGAAAACCCAAAAGGAUGAGCCUUACUAAUUGAAGACAUGUUUGGGGAGGAAAACUAAAUUGAAAAAAUACACUAAAGCUAAGUGUUGUAGACACGAUGAGCAAAAAUGAAAGAAAUCUAGCAGGAGUGUUUAGUAGAAUAACCAAGUAGAAGUUUUGUUUCGAUUUGGUUUUUGGCUUUGAUGAGAUGGGGUCUCUGCUCUUCAGCUGGUCUUGAACUCCUGGACUCCAGUGACCCUCCCACCUCAGCCUCUUGAGUGCUGCCUCUCCUGGCCCAAGUAAUUUUUUCAAAAAGGAAGCACAAUUACAAUGCUGAAAAGAAUAGUGUUAGUAUGCAGAAAUGCUUUCUUACUAGAGAUUUUUUCUUAAUUAAAAAAUAUCAGUAAAAUUAAAAGGAGCAAUAAAUUGCCUUUGGCCUAAGUGCUCAGGGGCAUAAAAACCUUGGAUACUUUCCCAUCAACUCACAUUUUAUCAGAUUCCUUUCAUGUAUACAGUUCUGGAUUCCAAAAAAGGGAGUUUGGGGAACUUUGCAAAAACAGAAAAUUCUUAAACAGUUAAGAAAAGACUUGGAUAUACUUUAUGUAGCUGAAGGAGAGCAUGUACAACAGUGAUCUUCAAGAAAAGAGAAAUUUUAGCAAGUAAUAGACACCUGUGAUAGAUAUCACUAAGGCUAGAAUAAGAAAUUCUUCAGUGUGAAAGAUUUAUAUUAAUUCUAGGAAGAAGGAUUUUACAAUGGAAAAUUCAUCACUGGAAUUGAUAAUUAUAAAAAAGAUAUGUUUUUUUGAAGUUAAUAUUGUUGGAGAUCUAGAGAGCGUUAAGUGGCAAAAUAUCUUAAAAUAUCUUACAAUAAUCCCAUGAUUCUUUUAUUUUUUUAAAAUACAUUAUAAAGUUUUACUGAUAGUCAUAAAGUAUUUAAUCCCUUGAAAUAAGAUGGUAAUCUUACUUUCUCCAAGAUAUUUGGCUUAAAAAUUUUUUGUUGGUAUUAAUUUUCCUCCCAGCUAUAUUUCAUAAUAUCUUUAAAGUUAUCUAGAAUGUAGCAGUUUUGCUACAAAAAGCCUCAAUUUUUGGAAUCUAAAAAACAACUGUCCUCAGGAAUACUUCCGAAAGAAAAGGUAUGUGAUCCCUCAGGGGAAACAAGUACCUCUUGAAUUUUAUCUUUACUUAAAAGGAUCUUCAAGCUUUUCUUAUCCUAUGGAAAUACAACAGAUAAAUCCCACUAUUUUGAAAAGCCUGAAACAGUGGUCCAGCAAAUAGCCAAGAUGUGGGAAUUUCCUGAUUAAAAAAAAAUAAAUUAAAUAAAAUCCUCUCCAGUUCUUAAGUGGAGAUCACAAAACAAGAAUAUGAAGGAAUAAAAUAUAUUUUCUACUGAAAUAAGAAUGUCACAUUUCAUUGUCAUGCUCCAGUCAGCCAAAAGAUAUAAUUGCAUCUCUGAAAAAGUAAUCAGAAGAAGCUAAUAGGUUUUCAGGAAGGAACAGUACUGGUUCAACCCAGGGAUGCCACAAAUACAUUGAUAUUGUAGCUAGACCUAGAUUUGAAAGAAACUCUUGGGGUGAAGUUUCCAUUUUUAAAAGUUCACUCUCUGGUUGUUUGUUGUUGUUGUUGUUUAUAAAUCAGAGUGAUUUAAAAUAAUUAUGUAUUUAAGAUCACAAAAACUUUACAGUAAUAUGUUUUCAAAUAAAGGGAACAUAAUUUUCCAGAAAGCCAUCAAACUGGAGUCAUGAUAGAUAGCAUGAUCAGUGCUGCUACUGAAAAAUCAUUUUUUACCUUAAAAUCAAUUUGUGUUGACAUAUGAGAACAAGCUUACUCCCGAGUGACUUCUUCCAUCCUCUGUAAUAAUGCUCCCAGAUGAUUGUGUCUGAAAUUAUUGUUAUUAUUAUUAUUAUUAUUAUUAUUAUUAUUAUUAUUAUUAUGUGUGGUGCUGGAGAUUGAACCCAGGGCCUCAUGCAUGCAAGGCAAACACUCUACCAACUAAGCUAUAUUCCCAGUCCAAUUUCAUCUUUAUUUUGAUGCCAACAUUACUACCAUAGUCCCUGAUGUAUUGCAUUUGUAGCCUAGCUCUGUUAACACCUGAAAGACUUCAUCUAGACAUCUCUUUCAUCCUAUUACUCAAAGUGUACUUGAAAGAGAUAUUUAGUGUUAAGGUAUGUUCCCCAGCUGAAAAUUUUCUACAAAUGGUGUUCUGUUUAAAAAAAAAGAGGAGAAGAAAUAAACUGCUGCUAGUGUAAGGCAAGGGUGCACAGAGGUACACAGUGUAAGAUGUUUGCAUGAGAUAGUUCACACCGUGUAAGCCUUCCCAUAUCCAUGAUAUGAACACUCUAGAAGUCUUAUUUCUCCUGUGAUUUCCCCAUUAGGAAUGUAAAGAGAUUGCCACCUGUACCUGGUCUCCUUUCCAUAUUGAAAUGCAUGGCUCUACUCUUUAAUGUAGUUUUAUCCCUUUCCUCUGGAGUUAUUUAAAUUUUGCCCUAUUUAAUCUGAAGCCUGGAUAAACUGCAGAUCUAGAUUAAUUCUGAGAUUGGCUUUUAAUUGCUGUACAACAUGUGUUGAGAAUUUAUUUUUAUUUUAACUUUUCUUCCUUUCAGAAUUAUUCUCUGGUAAUCAUGACUCUAAUCAAAACACUGAGAAGUAAACUUGUGUGUUGACUUCUUUUUUUUUUUUAAAUCAAUUUGGUUGACUGGGGUUGUGGCUCAGCAGUAGAGCACUCUCCUAGCACGGGUGAGGCCCUGGGUUCAAUCCCCAACACCACAUAAAAAUAAAUAAAUAAAGAUAUUGUGUCCGACUACCAUUAAAAAAUAAAUAUUAAAAAAAAAAGAAUGCCAUUGGUAUUUUAAAAAAAUCACUUUAAAACGAAGAUCAGAGACCUAUAAAAUAAAAGGAUAUAUCAUCACUAUGUUGAAAAAUCAUUAUUUGGUGACAAUGAAGACACAGAGUGAAUGUUGGAUUCAUAGAUAUGGUUGCAUAGCAAGUCAUAGAGGAAAUGCAUCGUUUUAACAUUGUCACCACAGAAUUUUUAAGCUCAAUGGUUUGACUGUUAGAGUCAACAAUUCUUUGGAAAUCUUUUAUGACAUUUUUGUAAUCUACUCAGUGUUUUUAUUUGCAUGAUUACGUAUAUACCGUGAACCAAACAUGAUUCCUACAUUGUAUUUCUUUCCAGUAUUUACAUUUGUGUCAUGUGUGGCCAACCCUGAUUUGUACACUGUCUGAUUAUUGUUAUAGCGAUUUAGCUUUCUCCUACAUUUAAUUAAAGUUUCUUAUUAUGCCUUUUGGGGUUAAAUGAUGUGAAGUGUUCCACCUAAUAACACCAUAUGGAAACAUGACUAAACGACUGAUCUAAGGAACUUCUGUUUACUAAUUAUUUUUAAAAAUUCAAAUUUCAAAGGAAACAUUCUCAGACACAUGCAUUUGUUCUUAAUUCGAAAAAAAAUCCUUAUGUAUUUAUUAUUGCUCGUCCUUUUUAUUUUUUUAUUGUAGACAAUCUUAAGUGAAUGUCUCAUGGGAGAAUUCCUACACCCUGUGCUUGUUUUCGUGUAAUUGAUCACACACUCAAUGGUUGGGAAAGGCACUCCGAUGCUAAGAAAAUAACCAGAAGCCGAUAUAUCGAUUCUUAUACCUUGGUUUAUGUUAACGACUGAAUAUUGUGUAAUGCAUAAUUUUUUCCAGUAAAUAAACUGGUUACCUUUUGUUCAUUUCA
Marmota monax (woodchuck) is the source of this 9723-nucleotide messenger RNA. It is a transcript of the gene Bicd1, whose product is annotated as BICD cargo adaptor 1. Gene Ontology annotation, biological process: positive regulation of receptor-mediated endocytosis; microtubule anchoring at microtubule organizing center; protein localization to organelle. Gene Ontology annotation, molecular function: cytoskeletal adaptor activity; dynactin binding; dynein complex binding. The record is from RefSeq and is a predicted model, not a curated record. The coding region runs from base 517 to 3444 and encodes 975 amino acids. Gene Ontology annotation, cellular component: Golgi apparatus; cytosol. The transcript is spliced from 10 exons. Lineage: Eukaryota; Metazoa; Chordata; Mammalia; Rodentia; Sciuridae.